CCGGGUCGGCGGGGCGGCUCGCGUUUUCUUCCGCGCUCGCGGAGGGCCCCGACGGGUCCUGGGCAGGGGUCGCGUGCUGGACGCGGGCGCGUGCAGGAUGCGGAAGCCCGACGGCAAGAUCGUGCUGCUGGGGGACAUGAACGUGGGCAAGACGUCGCUGCUGCAGCGCUACAUCGAGCGGCGUUUCCAGGACACGGUCAGCACGGUGGGCGGCGCCUUCUACCUGAAGCAGUGGCGCUCCUACAGCCUCUCCAUCUGGGACACGGCGGGGCGGGAGCAGUUCCACGGCCUGGGCUCACUGUACUGCCGCGGGGCGCUGGCCGUGGUCCUCACCUAUGACGUCAGCCACCUGCAGAGCCUGCGGGAGCUGGAGGAGCGAUUCCUGGGCCUGACCGACUCAGCCAGCGCCGACUGCCUCUUCGCCCUGGUGGGCAACAAGGUGGACCUGUGCCAGGAGGGACGGGCAGGGCCGGGCCGGCAGGUGUGGCCCGAGGACGCGGCCACGCUGUACCGGAAGAUCCUGCGGUACAAGAUGCUGGACGAGAGCACGGCGCCGACGGCCGAGCAGAUGUGCUUCGAGACCAGCGCCAAGACGGGCCACAACGUGGACCAGCUCUUUGAGACGCUGUUCGACCUGGUGGUGCCCGUGAUCCUACGGCACCAGGCCCAGGGCCCCCCGCACACUGUGGACCUAGGCAGCAGCCGGCCGGCCCGCCGGCCCCGCGCAGGCUGCUGUACCUGAGCGGCCCCCCUUGGAGGCCCUGGGGGGCCCCGUGUCUCCCGCGGUCCGGGGGGUUCCCACGGGGGCUCGGGGACUGUGCAGGGCCCCAGGGGACCCUCAUUAAAGCAUGUG
Sorex fumeus (smoky shrew) is the source of this 853-nucleotide messenger RNA. It is a transcript of the gene RAB20, whose product is annotated as RAB20, member RAS oncogene family. Gene Ontology annotation, molecular function: GTPase activity; GTP binding. Gene Ontology annotation, cellular component: endomembrane system. The transcript is spliced from 2 exons. The coding region runs from base 98 to 742 and encodes 214 amino acids. NCBI's taxonomy places the organism in Eukaryota, Metazoa, Chordata, Mammalia, Eulipotyphla, Soricidae. Gene Ontology annotation, biological process: intracellular protein transport. The record is from RefSeq and is a predicted model, not a curated record.